UUGUGUCAACGGUUUCUAGUUUAUCCAGCGCGGGCGCAGCAAGCACAAGGCAGCCUGCCCCGUUCCACUGCGAGCCCAGUCCGAGUCGAGUGUUCCCUCAGUGCGUGCCGCCGUCCCGUCUAGUCCCGUCUCCCAGGAAGGGCAGAUCUCCUCAUCCUCCCAGGCCCCACCGGAAUCGAACCCGGAACCCGUCACCGCCGACUCCGAGAUCCGCGCGCGAGGAUGGGCGCCUCCAGUUGAAAGUGUGACCCCGUUGAUUAUGUGUUGACAAGUGAUUGUGCGGUUGUGUUCGAGUGCGGGCCAACGAUGGCGAUGUGUUCCCCGAUAUAUUUCUCCCCCGCGGCGCGUCUGUGAGCCGAACCCUGGAGUUUGAUCGGCUGGACCGCGUCUCAUUCCAUUGCUGCGAGCCCAAUUGUGACGGAGCUGGUUUGGUCACUUUAGUUCGUGAAGCCGGCCGCAGAAUGGGGUGUGCUAUGUCCGCGGAAGAGCGGGCCGCUCUCGCCCGAAGUAAACAGAUCGAGAAGAACCUCAAAGAGGACGGCAUACAAGCCGCCAAAGACAUUAAACUCCUCCUACUAGGUGCUGGAGAAUCGGGGAAAAGUACUAUAGUGAAACAAAUGAAAAUUAUCCACGAGAGUGGGUUCACGCCCGAGGAUUUCAAACAGUACCGACCCGUAGUAUAUAGUAAUACAAUCCAAUCUUUAGUCGCUAUUUUACGUUCAAUGCCCAUACUAGGCAUAUCAUUUGCCAACAGUGAAAGGGAGACGGACGCUAAGAUGGUUUUCGAUGUAAUUCAAAGGAUGGAGGACACGGAGCCGUUCUCGGAAGAACUGCUCGCGGCCAUGAAGCGGCUGUGGGUCGACACCGGGGUCCAGGAGUGUUUCGGCCGCUCCAACGAGUACCAGCUCAACGAUUCUGCCAAAUACUUUUUGGAUGACCUAGAUCGUUUAGGAUCAAAAAAUUAUCAACCAACCGAACAGGAUAUUUUGCGCACUAGAGUUAAGACUACCGGAAUAGUUGAAGUUCAUUUUUCCUUCAAGAAUUUAAAUUUCAAAUUAUUUGACGUGGGUGGUCAAAGAUCAGAACGGAAAAAAUGGAUCCACUGUUUUGAAGAUGUUACCGCCAUAAUUUUUUGUGUUGCAAUGUCCGAGUAUGACCAAGUUCUUCAUGAAGAUGAAACCACUAAUCGUAUGCAAGAAAGUUUGAAAUUAUUCGACUCAAUUUGUAAUAAUAAAUGGUUCACCGAUACUUCCAUUAUACUUUUCUUAAACAAAAAAGAUCUCUUCGCAGAAAAAAUUAGGAAAUCGCCUUUAACUAUCUGUUUUCCGGAAUAUGCAGGUGCUCAAGAGUUCGGUGAGGCAGCAGCAUAUAUCCAAGCACAGUUUGAAGCGAAAAAUAAAUCAACAACCAAAGAAAUUUACUGUCACAUGACGUGUGCAACAGAUACAAACAACAUCCAGUUUGUAUUUGACGCUGUCACCGAUGUUAUCAUUGCCAAUAACUUGAGAGGUUGUGGACUUUACUAAACUAAAACAAAGAAGAAAGGAACCCAAUUUCAAUUCUAUGCUGUCGCUCUAUCGCGCCAUCGUUUAGGGGUGGUGGAGGAGCUCAGAUUUGCAUUUUUUUUCUUUUUUCCAAAUUAGUAUAUCACUUUGUUAUGAAUUAUUUAGUAUGAUAAAUAUGUUAUUCAAAGAACAUUUUUUUAUUUAUAUCUAAUCAAACUAGUCUCUGUAAGUUUCUAAGUUUUGCUUAGAUACUUAGAAUUUGUAUCUAUAAGCCUACGGGCGCUCUUCUCCCUGUUACCAGUGAUCUUCAAACAGUUGAUCUUCGAUCAUUGGUAGACGACGAUACUCGAUAAAAUGAUGGAAAACUAUCUUACUUGUUUCCCUCUUGUCCAUGCUGUAAAUUAUUGUAAAUUUCGAACUUUAUAAAAUGGUAGCAUUAUUGAUAAUUAUUAUAAACAAUAAACUAACAAUAAGACUGAACGAUUUAAGGAAAAAAUUGGAUUUAAAGAAAAAAAAAACUUGUUAACUCGUUCACUUCCCAGGCAUGCAAAAAGAUCACUCACGAACCUCUGGAAAUUUUUCUGCGGAUACUGAUGCAAAAGAAAAAAACAAAAAUACUUGUACAUAAAAUAUCUACAGAAAGCUGCACAGUUAUUCUAGGUUCCUCUGUGUCCAUGGCGGAACGUAAAAUUGACGAGUGACUCUCAAGUAAGCUAGAAGCUCCUGUAAGUCCUUUCGUAAUCACAUCGUGUCUUUUACAUUCGAUCUUUUUUGUGCUUCAACUGGUGUAGAACUCCUAGUUCCGAGUAAUGGAAAUGAUGUUUUUAGUGUUGUAAAUUGUUCAAAAGUGUUGUUAUGCCUGUCUUUGAUAACAUUUGAGGUCCUCUGAUCCAUUGCAGAGCUGACUUGUCUAUUAUUUUUUUUAACAAUCGUUCUUAUCAGCUUUGGAAGUUGAAAAUUUCAACUUAGUCGAUUCCUAUUUCACGGUGUGUGAAGCGCCUGCAAGUUAAAUGCAUCAAUCCCAGUCUUUCUGGGCCCCUGAAGUUUUUCUGUGCGCUUCUAAAAUUAUGAUCCUCUUAAUUUGCCUUCUUCUGACACAACACUGUAUGGAGGUAGUUUAUUUUUUUCUUACCAGACUUUAAGAACUUUUUGUCUGGAAGAUUGCGUUUCUAGUCAUUUCUCUUAAUGUUCACCAGUGUAUAAAGUACCUACCUACUUCUUUCAUCUAUGUACCUAUAUUGCAUUCAUGUAACUGUCCAUUAAUUUCUUAUUGUCAGCUGUCUUACAAUGAACUGCAUUUUGCAAUGAGGCUUAACUAAUCCUGGAUCAUCCUUAAAAACCUCCUAUCUGCCCAAGGAAACUAAUUGCACACCCAUUGUUCCUAAAAUGAGCUAGAUAUAUUAGUUCCUUAUCGCCAAAUGUAAUCUAAAUCAUGUGCGAGUCCUAUCAAGAUCAGUUAUGUUCCUGCAUUUUGUGUUUUCUAGUCCUUUCUGAAUCAGUUAUAGAAUCUGAAUGUGAUAUCUGUCAUCACACUCAGGUGUCCCAAAAUUUAUCCCCUAGCUGCGUCGAGGCAACAUUCUGUCCAUACAUUGCGUUUAUCCCUCUUGUACCCAAUUAUUUUUUGGGAUACAUCCUCCUUGUAACCUCUCAUCUAAAUUCCGGGCAAACUUAAAAUUUGCAUUAAAAAGUGGUCUGAAGUCCAUUGAAAUUGCUGCUACUUCAUAAAAUAUUAUGCUUCAUGAGCAAGAAGAAAAAUAAGGUUCUUCUUUUUGACACACUUAAUUGCAGACUUUUGCUCCACAAUUUUCAUGAGGAUUUCUUUUAAAGCUUAAAAAAAUCGCUAGAAAAUAGUAUUGAAUGCAUUUUUUCUAAUGAAGUACAGUCUUGUGGGCCUAUGUUAAACUAUAAUUGAAUAGUUAAUUGUAUUUCCAUUGUGUGAAAAUUGCAUUUUUACUGUGAGGAAAUGGCUAUAAUUUCUUAGGUGCAGAUUUAGUUUAUUUUGCUUUGUCGCUCAUUUCUUGUUUGGCGCAGGUUACCUUGAUUAGGACGGCAAGAAUUACAAAUGGUAACUGGUGGAGGGUACAAAUUAAUAUUGCCUCUUAUCAAAGUUAUCUUACAAAAACGUAAAGGCUAUGGAUAGGUAGUGUUAGAACUUGCAUCAAGUAAAUUGGCAAUUGUUAACUUUUGACUGUCAAGUGCAGUACCUAGAUCUAUUUACAUAGGUACUCAUGCAAUAAGGCAGUGUCGUUCAUGGUCAAUCUUCGAUUGCCAUUGGACAACAGCAACGCAGUUGCUUCUGAACAGAAAAUUAACAACAACUGGACCACGUUUUGCAAUAAGGAACUGCAAUUUCUGGCUCUUACAUAAACACACCUAUCUGCAUAGGUAAAUUAAUGGCACACGUGUUGCUUCUAUUAAGCACGAGCAACCAGUCGUUGUUCCUAAUUAUAAAAUGUACUCCAAUUUAUCUGGUGCAAGUUCUAGUACCUUAAUUUUCUCCCUUUCAGGCUGAGAGUAACUGCGGAAAUAUGUAGCUAUUCAGUAUAGCUUAGCUCUAAGAAAGUAAGCAGUGGAGAACUAGAGUGUCCUUUUUCCAUGCCUGGAAUUUUUAUCACGAAACUGAUUUGAUAGCACUUUUUCUACUUUGUAUAUACACCUAUCAUUGAACCAAUGUAAGAGGAGAUUUUCCUUUAUUCACCCGCUUCUUAUUUCCUCCUCUAGAGAAAGCCGAUUUGAAAAGCACAAUAAUUGUUAUACCUGUGACUCUUUUAAAGGGGUAAGUUUCUGUAAAAAUGUAACAGAGCAUGAAUCACAGAAUCUCACGUGGAAUGAUUUUAUCCAUUGUAUAAACCGCCCUUAUAGGUAUUCCACAAAUGAACUGGGAAAACAUCCAACACCCAAGGCGCACAAUGAAGUAUAGUUGGAAUUUAAAUAGAGUCUUGUAAAUUUCAAUUUCCUGUAUAAUAAUAAUUGAUCAGUAUUUGAAGGUGCGUUUAAUUUGAUUUAUCAGUUACAGUCACCUUUUGUAUUGUUUCUGUGAUCUGUGAAACAGGUAGAAAAUUACGUUUUCAAGCAUGUCGAGUAAGAUUUCUUCUUUUUAUUUUCAAAUGCAUUUAUUCGAUAAAGUCUUGUCUCAAUUUGAAGGCCCAGUUUUUAAGAUAGGAUGUCAAACGAUAUCUCCAAAUCUUGCUGUAGUGGUAGUUCAGAGUGAAUCUAUGUAUUCUUUUUAUGGAACCAAGCGAGUUCUGGGAAAAGAACUUCAGUAUAUUUUUUUGCGUUCAUGAAUUGUAAGAAGCUCAAAUGAAAGCCCCAUAGCCAAACAAGUUUAACCCUCUCUUUUCUACGAAGUAAUUUUAAAGCACAUUUCUGUAGAUCCAGGCAAGGUCCAAUCCCACAGAACACUAAUAGCUCUGUUGCUCUAAAUUGACGAAGUAAACAACUAGUUUAUGGUCAGAUUUCUCUGUGCAAAGGAGGCGUUCAGGGAAACGUCAGCUCAGCACAGAGCAGGGAUGAAAAUAAUUGGAUCACAUUUUGCAAUAAGGAACCACUAUCUCUGGCUCUCCCACACAAGCACAUAUUUGCAUUUGGGAAACUAAUGGCAUGUAUGUUGUUUCUAAAAUGGGCCAGAAAUAGUGAUUCCUUAUCGAAAAAUGUCAUCCAAUUAGCAGAGUGAAUAAUUGUGUUAGAAUCAUUGUGUCAAGUGGCAUGAUGUGCAAAGCGAGCAAAAUGAAGCAACCUCUGAGUAAUUAGGCUAGUUAAGCUUUUUGGGAUUCCAUUUCAUACCUGUUGUUUUUUAAAAAUUAUUUUAAGUUUACCCACAUUGAAUGUGAAUUUCUGGGUACGAGGUAUUGAAAUUGUGAUAAUCAAAUUUGGGUUUUAGGACAGGCUCAGUUCGUUUAGCUCUCCUGCAUUGUUUCGAAAUGUUCAAACUUGAUAGGAUUUAGACUACCUAAUGUAAGUAGGUAGGGAGACUUUCUAUCUGUAUUUAUCGGUUCAUUUUUAUUUCUUAAGUUUCAUGACCAAUUAUUAUCUUUAUUUUAUUACAUUAUGAAGUGAUAACCUUUUAUCCUGUAAGAUAUGGACAAUAUUGGACUAGUUUUUUUUUUUUUUUCUCUGGACCAAACUCCUCACAGCCUACUCUUUCACUCCUUUGGGUAAAUCUGCUUUCGUCCGAAGUGCAAAUCGGCGGUGAAAUGCAGGAACAUGGAUUUUGGUUUGCGACAUUGCAGCCUUCCUGUCAUCCUAUUUAUUUUAAAACUAAAAAUACUCAACAUAAUAUCCUGAAAACUGCCCUGAUUUUUCUUCUCUGUGUUGAGAAAAUUCUAUGAUAAUUCAAGCAAAAGCAUUGGUUUGUUCUCCUUCGAUAAAACCAUAUAGGAGCAGGAAUUCUGAAACACUGCAAACAAGAUGUGUCUUCCUGCUGUUUCACAGUUGAAAUGUGACCGCAUUUGUAAAGAGAAGCAUUCCAACCUCAGAAUAAAAAGCCUCCUAACGAGGAGUCCUAGGAUUGGAAAAUACUCGGUGAAACUAAGCUUACGAUGGAUAUUACUCUCUUUCUGUUAUAUAAACUGCGUAAAUGCUGUUUUUUGACAUUAUUAUCACCAGAAAAUGUCAGAAGACGUUUUCUGAAGCCAGCUUGUAUUUAGAAAUGAUGAUUUUUAGGAAUGAUGAGUUUUCAUCCUGUUGCCUUUGUAACAUUGUAUAAAUCUCCUGGCAAGUUAAA
This is a messenger RNA of Bemisia tabaci, 6228 nucleotides long. RefSeq names its product G protein alpha o subunit (gene Galphao). The record is from RefSeq and is a predicted model, not a curated record. Gene Ontology annotation, molecular function: G-protein beta/gamma-subunit complex binding; GTP binding; GTPase activity. NCBI's taxonomy places the organism in Eukaryota, Metazoa, Arthropoda, Insecta, Hemiptera, Aleyrodidae. Gene Ontology annotation, biological process: adenylate cyclase-modulating G protein-coupled receptor signaling pathway. Gene Ontology annotation, cellular component: cytoplasm; heterotrimeric G-protein complex.